AGCUGCGAGCCGAGGUCGGACUGGCUCCAACCCUCACACUAGCCUCCACCAGACGCCGGAACCAUUAGGUGACUGCAAUGCUCGGGACAAGGAAACUACCACACGAUUACAGAUCCCACCAGCUCUGUCUCCAUCGAGGUAACCACAAGUCCCAUCGCGCCGCAGGAACCAGUUUCUUGUACAAAUGAAUGCCCGCAAUCCCGCUGACCCAGCCUGCCGACCUAAGUACUCUAGCACAGGAGCCAGUCGCCACUCUGCUCACAGCUCAGACCGCCCACGGGGAGGAGCGUCCACCACCCCCCCAGGAGGGGCGCGUGCGCACUUCUCCCUCUCCAGCUCUUUCCUCAGUCCUUCGCGUUUCCAGUUUUGAGUACUUUUUGUCCUCUACUGCGAGCAGUGCCCGCUUCCCUGCGGAAGUUGUGGUCGUAGGGGAAGAAGAUGGCGGCUACUAUGGUGGCAGCACCUGAUGCGGCUGCCAGUCGGGCCAACAAACGAGGUGGCGGAGGCCCUGGAGAUGGCGGCGGCGUUGGCGGGGGAGCCAGAGCAACGGAGGAGGAACCGCCGCCGCCCCUGCAGGCAGUUCUGGUGGCCGACAGCUUCAACCGUCGCUUCUUCCCAAUCUCCAAGGACCAGCCUCGGGUCCUCUUACCCCUGGCCAACGUGGCAUUAAUUGACUACACUCUGGAAUUCCUGACAGCCACAGGUGUACAGGAAACCUUUGUCUUUUGCUGUUGGAAGGCUGCUCAAAUCAAAGAACAUUUACUGAAAUCCAAGUGGUGCCGCCCUACAUCCCUCAAUGUGGUUCGAAUAAUCACAUCCGAGCUGUAUCGAUCACUGGGAGAUGUCCUCCGUGACGUGGACGCCAAGGCCUUGGUGCGCUCUGACUUCCUACUUGUUUAUGGAGAUGUCAUCUCAAACAUCAACAUCACCAGAGCCCUGGAGGAGCACAGGUUGAGGCGGAAGCUAGAAAAAAAUGUAUCUGUGAUGACGAUGGUCUUCAAGGAGUCAUCCCCCAGCCAUCCUACUCGUUGCCAUGAGGACAAUGUGGUAGUGGCUGUAGAUAGCGCCACAAACCGGAUUCUGCACUUCCAGAAAACCCAGGGCCUCCGGCGUUUCUCGUUUCCUCUGAGUCUGUUCCAGGGCAGUGGCGAUGGCGUGGAGAUUCGAUACGAUUUACUGGAUUGUCACAUCAGCAUCUGCUCUCCUCAGGUGGCUCAGCUCUUCACAGACAACUUUGACUACCAGACUCGAGAUGAUUUUGUACGAGGCCUGCUAGUGAACGAGGAGAUCCUGGGGAACCAGAUCCACAUGCACGUAACGACUAGAGAAUAUGGCGCCCGGGUGUCCAAUCUGCACAUGUACUCGGCCAUCUGUGCCGACGUUGUCCGCCGCUGGGUCUACCCCCUCACCCCGGAAGCCAACUUCACUGACAGUGCCACCCACAGCUGCACACAUUCUCGCCAUAACAUCUACCGGGAGGCUGAGGUCAGCCUGGGCCACGGCAGCAUCCUGGAGGAGAACGUGCUCCUGGGCUCAGGCACUGUCAUUGGCAGCAACUGCUCCAUCACCAACAGUGUCAUUGGCCCCAGCUGCCACAUCGGUGACAAUGUGGUCCUGGACCGGGCCUACCUGUGGCAAGGUGUGCGAGUGGCAACGGGAGCCCAGAUCCAUCAGUCUCUGCUCUGUGACCAUGCCGAGGUCAAGGAACGGGUGACCCUGAAGCCACGCUGUGUCCUCACUUCUCAGGUAGUGGUUGGUCCAGAUAUCACGAUGCCAGAGGGCUCAGUGAUCUCCUUGCAUCCUCCCGACACAGAGGAAGAGGAAGAUGAUGGCCAGUUCAGUGACGAUUCUGGGGCCAAUCAAGAGAAGGAGAAAACGAAGCUGAAAGGUUACAACCCAGCAGAAGUGGGCGCUGAGGGCCAGGGCUACCUCUGGAGAGCUGCAGGCACAAACGUAGAGGAGGAGGAGGAGCUACGGCAGAGUCUCUGGGGACUCACGAUCAACAUGGAAGAGGAGAGUGACACUGAAAGUGAGAGAAGUAUGGACUCAGAGGAGCUGGACAGUAGGGCAGGUUCCCCUCAGCUCGAUGACAUCAAAGUGUUCCAGAAUGAGGUCCUGGGAACACUGCAGCGAGGCAAAGAGGAGAACAUUUCCUGUGACAAUCUAGUCCUGGAGAUCAACUCUCUCAAGUACGCUUACAACAUCAGCCUAAAGGAAGUGAUGCAGGUGCUGAGCCACGUGGUCCUGGAGCUCCCGCUGCAGCAGAUGGAUUCGCCACCCAACCCAGCUCGCUAUUGUGCCCUGCUGCUUCCUCUGCUCAAAAGCUGGAGCCCCGUUUUUAGGAACUAUGUAAAGCGUGCAGCUGACCAUUUGGAAGCACUGGCGGCCAUUGAAGACUUCUUCCUGGGGCAUGAAGCGCUCGGAACUUGCAUGGCCAAGGUGCUGAUGGCUUUCUACCAGCUGGAGAUCCUGGCCGAGGAAACCAUCCUGAGCUGGUUCAGCAGCAGGGGCAUAACUGACAGAGGCCAGCAGCUGCGCAAGAAUCAGCAGCUGCAGAGGUUCAUCCAGUGGCUGAAAGAGGCAGAGGAGGAGUCGUCCGAGGAGGACUGAGACUGGACUUCUGCUCCUGCCUGAGGGCAGCUGCCUGCCUGGCUCCCGGGACUGAAGCAGGAGCUGCGGGAAGAGCACAAAUGCUGUUCAGGCUGGGUCUCAAGGCACAUGGGUGGAACCACAGUAUUCUCUCCAUGCCUGCGACCUGCGUACUCCUCCUGUCCAGGGAGUCAGGACAGGGGAGUGGUGCUGAAGGACGCUCCUGCCCAGGGAAGGCGAAGCUGGCCCUGCAGCCGAGGAGGGCCGGAGACCCAGCUUCGUGCUCGGGGUUCCCUCAGGGAAAGCAGAGGGCAGCUGGCCCUCUCUGCUGCUUGCGUUUGUUAAUAUUAAACAGAGACAGAGGUC
Molecule: messenger RNA, 2955 nt
Organism: Cavia porcellus (domestic guinea pig)
Lineage: Eukaryota; Metazoa; Chordata; Mammalia; Rodentia; Caviidae
Gene: Eif2b5
Product: eukaryotic translation initiation factor 2B subunit epsilon
Exons: 16
Coding region: 439-2610 (723 amino acids)
Cellular component (GO): eukaryotic translation initiation factor 2B complex
Molecular function (GO): translation initiation factor binding; guanyl-nucleotide exchange factor activity; translation initiation factor activity
Source: RefSeq, a predicted model, not a curated record